CAAUAGUCCAAUAGUCUGUUUCGCUCAACUUUUUUUCCUCAUCUUCACGAGCGUCAACCGUGAUUUUCAUAUUCAUAAGUCUCAAUCUUCCUUUUCUCUUUUCCCACUUGUCACCUGUACCACUUUUCACGCAACUCCCCUGGCGAGUCAAUCGCAGGGUCUCUAAUAAUUUCUUCCCGUCGCUCCUUCAUCCAAACGUUUUCCUUUACAUAUUCAGACUGCUUGUUGUAAAAGACUCGUCAGUCUCUUUUCCCACGUAGUCCUAGCGCAACAUCUUCGCGCAAACUUGUCUACGUGGCUUAAUCGCGUCGUUUACGAUCAAUUGUUGUCUUCCAUCAUGGCUACUGCCGAUGCUCCCGCCAUUUGGGAGUCGCUCCCCGUCCCGACUCUCGACCGACCGUUCGGUGUACCAAUAUGGCCCUACUUCAGCAAGGCCUUCGAGGUCGUCGUCGGCUAUCCCGCCGAUGAUUUUCGAUUCGUGGCCGGCCAGACGCCUAUGUCAACGUUGAAAGAGACGUUGAUCUUCAUUGUCGUCUACUACAGCAUAAUCUUUGGCGGUAGGGAGUAUAUGCGGAAUCGCGAGCCCUUUAAGCUGAAGGCGCUCUUCUUGAUCCACAACUUCUACCUCACCGCCAUUAGCGGUCUCCUUCUGGCGUUGUUCAUCGAGCAGCUGCUACCGACCGUUGUCAGGCACGGCAUCUUCUACUCUAUUUGCGACAAGCAGGGAGGUUGGACACAGCCUUUGGUUGUGCUCUACUACUUGAACUACUUGACCAAAUACCUAGAACUCCUUGACACCGUUUUCCUGUUCCUCAAGAAGAAGCCUCUGACUUUCCUCCACUGCUAUCACCAUGGUGCGACGGCGUUCCUCUGCUACACGCAGCUAAUCGGUUCUACCGCGGUUUCGUGGGUUGUGAUCACCCUCAACUUGACUGUUCACGUGGUCAUGUACUGGUACUACUUCCAAAGCGCUCGUGGAAUCCGAAUUUGGUGGAAGGAGUACAUCACCCGUCUCCAAAUUGCUCAGUUCAUUAUCGAUCUCGGAUUCGUCUACUACGCGUCGUACACCUACUUUACCUCUACCUACUUCCAAUGGAUGCCGAACGCGGGCGAAUGUGCUGGCGAGGAGUUCGCGGCCUUUGCCGGUAUUGGAACUCUAACCUCGUACCUGGUUCUUUUCAUCUCGUUCUAUUUCGCCACAUACAAGAAGGACCACAAAGCGCCUAGCACGCGCAAGACUCUUCGUCGUAUGUCGCAAGCACCUCUUCCUGACCACCACACCGUUACGAGCGCUAUCGAGAAGCCAGUCCUGGCUACCGGAGUCAGGACUAACGGCGUUACUACACGCUCCCGAAAGGCGUAAGGGAUUGAGUUAGUAUCAGCUAGCCGAUUUGUCCCGCCCACUAUGUAAAAGAUUUGGAUCAUUGCUUAACAUGGAAAUUUUGGGUUCCGGUACUGAUAAAGCGAUGCGCCCAUUUCUAAGGGCUGCCUUACAACUAUUCAAACAUUGUAUUACUGGCCCCUACAUCGAUAAUGGCAUUCAUAGACGGGAGGCUAUGACGGGGUAAUGGAUGGGAGAAGCUAGGAAGCUGGCUACAUGAGUAGAUAUUGUAUGAUUGGAGAUUACAUAAAGUGGCGUUCUGGACGGCUGGGUGAUGACAAAAGCAUCUGAGGAUCUAGGGUCGCAUGGAGGACGUUUGCCAUGUCAACCUCAAUAUCUGUUCCCCUUCGUGUCGCAUAAUCCGGACUGGUGCUUCGAAUCAGCAACAAGGAAAA
Molecule: messenger RNA, 1776 nt
Organism: Annulohypoxylon truncatum
Lineage: Eukaryota; Fungi; Ascomycota; Sordariomycetes; Xylariales; Hypoxylaceae
Product: elongation of fatty acids protein
Exons: 3
Coding region: 338-1363 (341 amino acids)
Biological process (GO): fatty acid elongation, monounsaturated fatty acid; sphingolipid biosynthetic process; very long-chain fatty acid biosynthetic process
Cellular component (GO): endoplasmic reticulum membrane
Molecular function (GO): fatty acid elongase activity
Source: RefSeq, a predicted model, not a curated record